AUGGAUGCACCUCGGACAAAAGAGGCACUGAGACUGAGGCACGAAACUGAAGCAGCGAAGUUGGAGGACUCGCAUGGAGAUGGGAACACGCCUUUUGCAGGCCCUGUGGGAGAGAAGUAUCCGCAUGGGUUUCAGGAAAUGCGUGCGAAGAUGCGAGUGGAGAAGAGACUGAAAAAGCAGAAAAAAGCGGCAGAAGGUGGUCUCAGACGGGGGAACGUACUCGAAGACGACGAGAUAGAUAAGGAUGAUCCUGAUGCGAAUGGUCACGAAUCAGACUCGUCUGGAGAGGAGGAUGUCAGCCAAGCACACAGUUCUCCGACAGGUUCUCCAACGGCUAGACCCGGUGCAGCUGGAGGACAAGGACAACGAAAGAAAAAAGCUGAAAUCGGAUGUUGUGGUAGGUGUCAUAGGCGAUUGAUACGGCCAACGCCUCAAACCGAUGCGCUGUUUGGUUUUGGACCUGUCAGUACUGCUCUCGUCCCUUUUGUAGAUCGCCUCUCGGCCAAAGACGAACAGUUUUUGUUUGCGCAACUGUUGAAAUGCAGAACGGAUGGGACAGUGUACAUCACGUUUGCAACAAGGGAAAUGCGGGAACUGGUUUUGUCGAAUUAUGGCUAGAAGGAGGUAAAGUUAUAACUGCGACGUCGAUGUAACUCAGAACAGAUUCAGAGUAUCCGCAUAAGUCUAAUAAAUUGCUGAAACCUUCCAGCCUCAACCUCUUUUUCUAAUCUCAACUUGAUGCUGAUUUCCUACCAUUCCGCGGAAAGCACUACGUAUCCCUGUCACCAGUCGACGCAGAUCCUGAGAAUGUGAAUUGGCGUCUAGAGUUCCGCGCUCAACGACUUGUAGUAGCAGUCGGCAGCAUGAUUGUCCUGCUGUUCGUCUACGUCCUCCUGAGUAUACCCAAUGCGUACUUGAACAUCGUCUACGCCAGAACGCCUGGCCAAGAGCUGCAUUUCAUCACGGAUUGGCUCACUGGUCUUGGUUCGGCGAUAGGCGCGAUGCACAUUGUGCGAGUUGGUGGUGCGGUUUUCACUUGGGUCGGGUUCACGAAUAGGGAGACGCGGAACGUCUUUUUCUUCGUGGCGACGUACUUUAGCGUCAUCGGGAUGCUGAUCAUUGAUAUCGGGAUCAUAUGGCUUAUCACUCUUGGAAAAGUCUUUGAUGCGGUCAACGAAAACUCGAAGUUCGACUUGCAUUCCCUCUUGGCAGUGGAAGCGCAGGAUUUCCUUUUGCCAUUUGUGUUUUCGGUGUUGUUUUUCGACCUGAUACUAGACGUGUUGCUUCCGGCGUAUGUGGGUCGGAAUGUAGUGCGAAGUCGGAUGUAUGAGCGGAUAUCCGCUGAAAAGUUGGUAUCACCAAACGCUUUUGAUUAUCCGGCGCAGUACGUGACGAUUUUGCUGACGUUUUUCGCUUUCGUGGUGUGGUGCUGGCUAGACGUGGAGUACUUGACAAUUUUCUACGUCCAUUUCUCUUUCUGGUUAUAACAGGGACUAGCUCCUAUAUUCAUGGUUGAGCACUACCUCUUCCCAUGCUUUCUUGCACCAAACCAUAUCUUAUACUUAUCCAUAACCUCCUUCUAUUUUCUACCAUCAGGGCCGUCGCCUACCUGCUCGUCGGCCUCGUCGUGGUCCUGUGCAUCAUGUAUCUGCUCACUGUCUAUUCGUCAGUGCGGUUGUACAAACGGACCUCCAUUACUUCGCCUUCUGCGUGUCGCACAGCGUUUAGACUCUGGGGGGUUGGCCUCGGUCAAAUCCUUUGGAACGCGGCCACGUAUGCAGAAAGAAGGGGAUAUGUGGAUUUAUGCGGCUUUUAUUUUUAAUGUGAAGAAGAAGAACUUUUUCAUAGGAGGGUUAUUUCUAUAGUUCUUCCUUGCUGAGGCAGGGGUUAUUUCGAUAGCUCUGUAUCAAAGUCAAUUGGUAGUAACCCACACUUCUCAGAUAAAAAUUUUUCUAAAAUCCCUCAACGACAGCGGUAUUGCGCUUAUAGCGGCGCACUUUGGACUCUACUUCCUCGCCCUGUACAUGAUAGAUAGUUGGAACGAGCCUAGGGCAGGGGGGACCGAAGGCGAACCAGUCAGCUACGAAGAGAUGAUGCUGCGCCGAGCUCACACUGGAGACAGCGCGACCUACUUCAACUGCAACCACAUUGCGUGUCUGCGCUCGAAAUAUUACGACAGACUGGACUAGUUAAUGAUCUUAUUCUUGAUACUGCUAGAACAUCUAGUUGCAUUACCUCUAAGAAUACAGCAUUCCAACUCCCCAACUCCUCUAUCUGUUAGAAGUGUGUGAACUCUCUAAUCUCCUCUCCGCGACAAUCCUCUACUGGCAGAUCCAAACGGCCUUUUCAAAAUUCACGAUCUACAACACCGAAAAGAUCUUACCCAAGACGAAAAGAAGGAGGAGGCACAGAGACACCUCGAUUAUCUCUGGUUUGGACGGAGAGAAGGUAGUAGAUGUAGACGUACCCCUGGAUUAACUUUACUACUACUGCUCCUACAACUACUAGAUUUAUUUGCUUCUCCUACUACUAAAUUCCUUAUGUAUAUUGUAUCUAACACUGUGGAUUCUCAAACUUGUCGUGUCUUCGUUUAAGAUGUUCGCCCACUAGUAGAACUGAAGAUUCAUUCACAGGAAAAAUUAGUCACGACAGGAGGUCACGUUAAAAGACUUUUACACAAGAACUACUGUAGUUGUUCCCUUUUUAGACUUUGUUCCCACUUGAUCAUGCCGCUUUUGGUAGUAUCGUUCGUCCACUUAUUAAUCCUCGGACUGCUCGGUCCCACUCCUACCUGAUACAACAACUACAAGGAACUACGACCGCUUCCUCCGUUCUUCCAGGGGUGAUGACAUACCCCUGGAUUAACUUUACUACUAUUAUUAUCGAUUAUGAUCGAUUAUGAUCUGAUGCUCCUGUUGACAUUCUCAUUUUAUGUGUGAAAAGGAAGACAAGUGGCGAAAAACAACCACAAUUCAAAGAACCGAAAAUUCAAUUUCUUGCAUACACAGCUGGCUGUCCUGGUGUGAUUACACCCUACGUCGCUGGAUACGACCACUUGCAACCUGGCAUGCCAAGACUCUAUUCCUCUACACCGAUUGAGAGAGGUGAUAUGUUGGAGAGAGAAACAUUUGCAGAAGACGAAAAAUUUUUACGAGACGAGGAACUGAUUUUGGAAGCAGCGGUGCCGCAGAGUGUGGUGGAUGCCGUGACGGCGGCGAGGAGGGCGCCGUGAUUGAUUUUGUUUGGAAGAUGAAAGUUAUGUGUUUGUACUAUUAAAUAAAGGAAAGCAUGUAUAGCCUAUGAAUAUUUCGACUCUGAGUCCUCGGGGAGACUAACAAAACUAAGUAUUUAUUAUUAUUGUCACAUUCUACUUGCUAGUAAGUUUUCUCUAAUCAUCUAUUAUGUGUUUAUUCGGCCGAAAUUAAAUUCUCAAUUUUUACGCAAGAAGUAUGUAACAUGAAAAAAAUGAUUCCUUGAUCGAUUUGUUUCGCAUAGACACAGAACAUCGGGGGACUAAAAUCAUCAACAAAUACAAAACGAAUGCUGAAGAUACCUGCAUAGUAACAUCUUCGCGUCCGUUUUAUUCGUAGUGCUAUAAGUAGUUUGACUGUGCGAGAUCGAGGCAAAAUUUCCAGUUCUGACGAAGGGAACACUUGAACAGAUUUAAUGAGCACGAUUACCACAAAAAGUAAGAGAUAUGAUAUCAACAACACUCAUUGACAUCACCAGACGUAGCUCCAAGAGAAAGGACUACUUCUUCGUUGCAGAUUUACGUGGUAAAGUACACAGAAUACAAUGAAGACUACGUACUCGCUUGCGCAUGAAGAUUGAAACAUACGAAAACCUCUUUUUCCAGAUGACCGAAGCAAAUACUUUAUAGCAACCUGUGAUGGCACAGGAAAUUUGACCGAAACUGCUCUCGCCAAC
Messenger RNA from Amoebophrya sp. A25, 3927 nucleotides. The record is from the annotation of a GenBank genome assembly. NCBI's taxonomy places the organism in Eukaryota, Dinophyceae, Syndiniales, Amoebophryaceae.